CUACAGGUUGCGUGAUGGGCCGGCUGGAUGGCAAGAUCAUCGUCCUGACAGCAGCAGCACAGGGCAUUGGCAGGGCAGCCGCUGUGGCUUUUGCAAGAGAAGGUGCCAAAGUCAUAGCCACAGAUAUCAAUGAGUCUAAACUUCAGGAACUGGAAAACUACACAGGUAUUCAAACUCGUGUUCUUGAUGUCACAAAGAAGAAACAAAUUGAUCAGUUUGCCAAUGACAUUGAAAGACUUGAUGUUCUCUUUAAUGUUGCUGGUUUCGUUCAUCAUGGAACCAUCCUGGACUGCGAGGAGAAAGACUGGGACUUCUCAAUGAAUCUUAAUGUCCGAAGCAUGUACCUGAUGAUCAAGGCUUUCCUUCCUAAGAUGCUUGCUCAGAAAUCUGGCAACAUCAUCAAUAUGUCCUCUGUGGCUUCCAGCAUCAAAGGAGUUGUGAACAGAUGUGUGUACAGCACAACCAAGGCUGCGGUGAUUGGCCUCACAAAGUCUGUGGCUGCAGACUUCAUCCAGCAGGGUAUCAGGUGCAACUGUGUGUGUCCAGGAACUGUGGACACUCCAUCUCUGCAAGAGAGAAUACAAGCCAGACCAAACCCUGAAGAGGCACUGAGCGAUUUUCUAAAGAGACAGAAAACAGGCAGAUUUGCAACUGCAGAAGAAGUAGCCCAACUCUGUGUUUAUCUGGCUUCAGAUGAAUCAGCCUAUAUAACAGGUAACCCUGUCAUCAUUGAUGGAGGCUGGAGCUUGUGA
Messenger RNA from Elephantulus edwardii (Cape elephant shrew), 752 nucleotides. Its product is annotated as 3-hydroxybutyrate dehydrogenase type 2-like. The record is from RefSeq and is a predicted model, not a curated record. The transcript has 9 exons. Lineage: Eukaryota; Metazoa; Chordata; Mammalia; Macroscelidea; Macroscelididae. Gene Ontology annotation, biological process: siderophore biosynthetic process. Gene Ontology annotation, cellular component: cytoplasm. Bases 15 to 752 code for a protein of 245 amino acids. Gene Ontology annotation, molecular function: 3-hydroxybutyrate dehydrogenase activity.